Amoebophrya sp. A120 is the source of this 279-nucleotide messenger RNA. Lineage: Eukaryota; Dinophyceae; Syndiniales; Amoebophryaceae. The record is from the annotation of a GenBank genome assembly.
CUACAGCCGUCCUCGUGUAAUUACAAAAUAAACGAACAAGAUGACGUGGUCCCUCCUGCGCUCUAUUGCAAAAACCGGGUCUGCCGUCUACGUUCUCGCGCACCAAACGAAUUGCGCUGUGCUCGUUGCAGCGAUGUACCUGGGUUCUUCAUCAUCUUCUCAUCCUGCCGAACAGCCUGGGCAGCGUGAGAUGUUCGCAGCGCAGGAUGAGCGUUGGAUUGUUCCAGGUGGGUACACAGGCACCGUCCCCGCUGUUCCUAUUUAGAGCAGAUAUCCCCC